Molecule: messenger RNA, 243 nt
Organism: Microbotryum saponariae
Lineage: Eukaryota; Fungi; Basidiomycota; Microbotryomycetes; Microbotryales; Microbotryaceae
Source: the annotation of a GenBank genome assembly
AUGCACGAUUGCGGCGGGUUGAUGAUGGCCGUGAAGGAUUCGACGCCGAACAUGCCCAAGUUGGAGAUGGUGAAGGACCCGCCUUGGUAUUCCUCGGGCUUGAGCUUGCCGUCGCGCGCCUUGCCGGCCAAUUGUUUAGUCAAGGUCGAGACCGUGGCCAAGCCCUUGGCUCCGACAUCGGGGAUGAUGGGCGUGAUCAAGCCGUUGGGUGUUGCGACCGCGACCGAGAUGUCCGCGGUGUGA